CUUGUUAAAUUUCUUGUCAAAAACAAAAAAGAUUCGCCCUUUUUCUAGUGUUUGUUGUCUGAAACAUUUGGCAAAACUCAAACUUUUCCUGGGUUUAGGGUUUCAUUUCGUCUACCUACCUUCUCUUCUUCUUUCAGACUUUCAUCACUCAAUACCAGGUUUAAUUUAAUGGGUGUGAUUAAUUUCUGCAAUUCUUCUUCUCUUUGCACGAUUAAAUCCAGAAGAAGUUUCGGAUUUGAGGUGAAUAAUCAGAGAAGGGUAAUUUCAAUGGCUUCCACGCUGCCUGUUGAACAAGUGAGUGAGGAUGGUCAACAGAAGGUUACUGGGGAUUCUUUUAUCAGACCCCAUCUCAGGAAAUUGUCUCCUUACCAACCCAUUUUACCAUUUGAGGUUUUAUCAACACGGCUUGGUAGGAAACCUGAAGAUAUCGUUAAAUUGGAUGCAAAUGAGAACCCAUAUGGUCCACCUCCAGAGGUGUCUGAAGCUUUGGGGAACAUGAAAUUUCCGUACAUAUAUCCUGAUCCUGAAAGUCGUAGAUUAAGAGCUGCCCUGGCAGAAGACUCAGGCCUUGAGUCUGAUUAUAUUCUUGUGGGAUGUGGUGCUGAUGAGCUCAUUGAUCUGAUCAUGCGUUGUGUGCUGGAACCUGGUGACAAAAUAGUUGACUGCCCACCAACAUUUACAAUGUAUGAAUUUGAUGCAAAUGUGAAUGGAGCCGUUGUCCUUAAGGUUCCAAGACAUGCUGAUUUUAGCUUGAAUGUUGAAGAGAUUGUGCGUACUGUUGAACUAGAGAAACCAAAAUGCAUAUUUCUAACUUCCCCAAACAAUCCAGAUGGAAGUAUAAUCAGUGAGGAAGAUCUGUUGAAGAUUCUUAAUCUUCCCAUACUGGUGAUAUUGGAUGAAGCAUAUGUUGAAUUUACGGGACUGGAAUCUCGAAUGAAAUGGGUGAAGCAAUAUGAGAAUUUGAUUGUUCUUCGUACCUUUAGCAAAAGGGCUGGUUUAGCGGGCCUUAGGGUGGGUUAUGGAGCGUUUCCCGCCAGUAUUAUCGAGUAUCUUUGGAGAGCAAAACAACCAUAUAAUGUAUCUGUAGCUGCUGAAAUAGCUGCUUGUGCUGCAUUGCAGAAUCCUACUUAUCUAGAAAAUGUCAAAGAGGCUUUGGUACAGGAGCGCGAGAGGCUUUAUAAGCUUUUGCAGGAAGUUCCUUUUCUUAAACCCUUUCCAAGCUAUUCCAACUUCAUUCUUUGUGAAGUUGCCUCUGGAAUGGAUGCCAAGAAGGUCAAGGAGGACCUUGCUAAGAUGGGUGUCAUGAUCCGUCACUACAAUAACAAGGAGAUGAGGGGUUAUGUUCGUGUAUCUGUUGGAAAGCCCGAACACACAGACGCCUUGAUGAAGUGUCUUAAACAGUUCUACUGAUCUACAAAUUACAACCAUGUUAGAAUUGUCAAAUGGGGUAUUACAUUCUUACCAAUCUGAUUUUUGUUAUUCUUCUGUAACAAUUCUGAUCCUUGAUUCAAGUCAGACACGUUGAGAUUAUUACGAAUGUUUAUUCUCGAAAGACAUAUCUCAUAUAUUUAAAGUGAUUUCUUUUA
Molecule: messenger RNA, 1586 nt
Organism: Spinacia oleracea (spinach)
Lineage: Eukaryota; Viridiplantae; Streptophyta; Magnoliopsida; Caryophyllales; Amaranthaceae
Product: histidinol-phosphate aminotransferase, chloroplastic
Exons: 10
Coding region: 169-1410 (413 amino acids)
Biological process (GO): L-histidine biosynthetic process
Molecular function (GO): L-histidinol-phosphate:2-oxoglutarate transaminase activity; pyridoxal phosphate binding
Source: RefSeq, a predicted model, not a curated record